CCGGCGCGUCCCGCCAUUGUCGGGGCAUGGAGGGCGAGAGCACGUCCGCGCUGCUCUCGGGCUUCGUCUUCGGCGCUCUCUCCUUCCAGCACCUCAGCACCGACUCGGACACGGAAGGUUUUCUGCUUGGAGAUGUGAAAGGUGAAGCCAAGAACAGCAUUACAGACUCCCAGAUGGAUGAUGUGGAAGUUGUCUACACCAUUGAUAUUCAGAAGCAUGUCCCUUGCUACCAGUUGUUCAGCUUUUACAACUCUGCAGGGGAGCUGAAUGAACCUGCUCUGAAGAGAAUCCUCUCAGGCUGUAAGAAGAGCGUGAUAGGCUGGUAUAGGUUCAGGAGGAACACAGACCAGGCCAUGACCUUCAGGGAGAGGCUUCUGCACAAGAACCUGCAAUCACACCUUGCCAACCAGGGCCUUGUCUUCCUCUUGCUGACCUCCAGUGUGAUGACAGAGAGCUGCUCUACCUACAGACUGGAGCAUGCCUUGCACCGGCCCCAGGAAGGCCUCUUCCAGAAAGUUCCUUUGGUGGUGACCAACUUGGGCAUGGCAGAGCAGCAGGGAUACAGAACAGUGUCGGGGUCCUGCGUGUCCUCUGGAUUCAUGAGAGCAGUGAGGCAGCACAGGUCAGAAUUCUUCUGUGAAGAUGGAUCCUUACAAGAGGUUCACAAGAUCAACCAGAUGUAUGGCACCCUGCAGGAGGAGCUGAAAAAAUUGUGCUCAACAGUAGAAGCCAGUGAGAGGGCUGUAGAGAGUCUCCUGGCAGAGGUGAGCCACUUGAAAGAAGAAAUAAAGAAGAGAAAGCAGCAGAAGUGUCCAGGAGAAGACAGAGAGUACCCAGGAGAGCCAGUGGAGAACAUUCUCCUUUGUCAGGCCCUGCAAACGUUCUUCCCCAACUCUGGACUUCAGACCUGCCUGGUGUCCUUCAAAGGCCAACAGCUAGCCAAGAACUGCUGCACCACUGACCAUAACAUCGAUGUCAGGGACCAGCUGACCCUCAUGGUGGAGCAAAGAGGCUGCCCUGAGGCCGAGCCAAGGCAACUCCCCAAGCGCAAAGGCAGAGGGAGCACAGCAGCAGCCAAGGCCGUCAAGAAAUCCAGGUCCUUGCAGCUCCAGCACAGGCUGCUUCCAGAGCAGGAGGACAGCAGCCAGGAGAGGAGACUCAUCCUGAGCAGCACUGAAACAGAUGAGGAAGUGCUGGACAGAGGGAUGCACACAAAUGAACACUCACAGUCUCCUACCUUCUGACCUGGGCACGAUGCAUCCGAUGACCUCACACCAAAAGCUCAGUUAGAGCAGCAGCUCCACCUGGCACAGCCUUGGGCUGCACUAAACUCACACAUCAGGGCAGGCUGGGGCCUGUUCCUUCUUCCAGGGUGUGAUUCCUGGUUGGAAUAGCCCAGCCCAGGUGACAUUCCCUCCUUUGGCCUUCCAGAGCUCGAUCUCUUCACUCUCAGGGUUCAGCCUCUGCUAAGCAGGAUGGCAGCACAGCACCUCAGGCUGCCCCAGGGUCACACAGCUGCCAGAGGAGUGCAGGGAACUGCCAAGCUCCAGAAAAUGCCACAACUUGAAGUCUUUUUUCUGGUUAUUCCUCUCCCUUUCCAAUCCAUCAAGGGGAGAUACUUGGUAGGAGGGGAAGGGAUGGAUUGGGAUUUGUUCCAGCACAACCUGUAAGCAGAAGAUGUGGCCCCAUCCAGAUGGGGAUUUCUGCUUCAAAACAAAAGGGAGGGGAAGGAGGAAAAAACUGGGGAGAAGUGGGAUGAGGAAUAGCAUCUUUCAUGCUUCCUCCAGAGAAUCUGAGUGUGGACACUUCAUAAACCAGCAGCUGACAGGCACUCCUCAGCCAGUGAGGCAUUAAAACACAGUUCCAGUCACCAUCAAA
Messenger RNA from Pogoniulus pusillus (Red-fronted tinkerbird), 1878 nucleotides. It is a transcript of the gene ABRAXAS1, whose product is annotated as abraxas 1, BRCA1 A complex subunit. Gene Ontology annotation, cellular component: nucleus. Gene Ontology annotation, biological process: protein K63-linked deubiquitination; mitotic spindle assembly; attachment of spindle microtubules to kinetochore. Lineage: Eukaryota; Metazoa; Chordata; Aves; Piciformes; Lybiidae. Gene Ontology annotation, molecular function: polyubiquitin modification-dependent protein binding; microtubule binding. The record is from RefSeq and is a predicted model, not a curated record. The transcript is spliced from 9 exons. Bases 27 to 1244 code for a protein of 405 amino acids.